CCAGCGGGGACUCGAGUCCUGAAGCACGAAAGAUAACUGCAGAUGUUGUAUAUCUGGAUUAAGACACACUCACACAAAACUCGGGUCAAGCAGAGGGAAAUGAACAACCGAUAUUUCGUGCCAAGACCUUUCAGCAGGAAUGACGAGGAAGAGUGGAGGGCAGAAGCCAAAAUAAAUAGAUUUUAGAUGCAGAUUUAAAAAAAAUAAUCUGGGCCCUGCAAUGAGUGAUUGACAUGGACACUCGAUGUACAUCUCGAACCCUGCAGGUGGUGGACACAGAGUACAGUGCAGAUGCUGUGGAGUGGUGCCCUAUUGACAAGUUUCAUAAUGUACUAACCUGUGGUACUUAUCAAUUAAAGAAUCCUGAGGAGAAGGGUUCAGGAGACUCAGAAAUUAAUGAGCCCCAGCUCCGGCAGGGGCGCCUUUACCUAUACUGCUUUCAACAGAAACAGCUUUAUUCUCCAUUAACGGAGGUACAAAGGAUUGAAAUGCCUGCAAUAUUAGAUCUCAAAUGGUGCCAUGUGCCAAUAGCUGGGUACCCUGUACUUGGAAUAGUGAAUGCUGAAGGAAGUCUGGAGCUGUGUAACCUAACACCAUGUGAGAAAAACAGCUGCCUGUUGGAGUCUGUGUGUAGUGUUAAGUUAUGGCCAGAAUGUCUGGCUCUGUCCCUGGAUUGGUCAACAGGAAGACAACAUGAACCUGUCAAGAUUAUUAGCAGUGACUCUAAGGGCUGUUUGAGUCUGGUGUCUGUGGAUAGCUGUAGACUGGAUGUGGUCUCUCAGUGGAAGGCACAUGACUUUGAGGCUUGGAUUGCGGCUUUCAAUUACUGGAAUACAGAUGUUGUUUACUCAGGAGGUGAUGACAGUAAGUUGAAGGUUUGGGAUAUGCGGAUGGGGACCAACAGACCACUCUUUACCAGCACUAGGCAUUCAAUGGGAGUGUGUAGUAUCCAGAGCAAUCCACAUAAACAACACAUACUGGCUACUGGAAGUUAUGAUGAGCAUGUUCUCAUUUGGGAUUCCCGGCAGAUGAAACAGCCAUUGGCAGAUACCCAUGUCCAGGGAGGUGUCUGGAGAGUUAAGUGGCAUCCAAGUCAGGAAAACUUGCUGCUUGCAGCGUGCAUGCACAAUGGAUAUCAUAUCCUAGACUGUGAGGGUGCACAAGGCCAAGAAAAAUGCCCCAUUCUUUACUCCUAUAUAUUGCACAAUUCAUUGGCAUAUGGAGCAGACUGGUCAAGACUAUCUGUUGAUACUCUACCCACCACUAAGCCUUGCCCUGUAUCGUCAUCUUUAUCUGAAACUCAAAGGAAAAAGGAAUGCAAGCAAGGAACAAAGGAAGCAGAAAUCAAAUUCCGGCACCUGAAGAUUCAGUAUGAAUCUCCCACUGGUUUAUUUGAUAUGGUGGUGGAAGAUGAGGUGGAUGAUUAUGGCACUGAGGUUUCUGGCAGUUUGCAGGCCGGAGGUGCAUCUCAUAGUCCAAAUGUGAACUGUGCCAUUACAGAGCAACAGAAUUACAAGGCAGGUAUUGACUGGACAAAGAAUAAGGGUGAUUUGUUGGCAACAUGUUCCUUCUAUGACCAUGUCUUGCACGUUUGGAAAUGGGAAAGAAAUAAUAUUGUAUCUUCCAUUUAAUUUUCUAUUUUAAAAAGUAAUGUUUAUAAAGUACUAGAGCAAAACCAUACUUGGUAAUGUGAGGGAGAAGAGCAUAGUCUGGUCAUUUUCAUUUUUUCAAUAUCCUGCAGGAAAAAACUACAAGAUUGAGCAAUAAAUUUAUAAUGAAGAUAGUUCAAUAUUAUUAAGUGAUAGUGAGAGGUGUUAAGUGAGAUUUCCUAAUGUCAGCUGUGUAGCUGCUUCGGGUAAAGCAAAAAGUAGGAGAAAUGUAUUCACCAUUAAUUUCAAAAUGUUCAACAACAAGAAGUGUGAUGAGAAAAUGGGGAGGAGAAAAAGAUACACUAAGAAACAUAGUAUUAUCAGUAAUACAUGAAGAAUUUAGUCAGAAAUGUUUCUUCAUUCAUUUAUUAAUUUAAACCAGAAUUAAGAGUUGGCAAAGGAAUUGAAAGAUUUGUAGAAGUCAUUUAAAUCAGUUUAUCUCCAAGGAUUCAUUUUGCUAGAACUUCCAGCAGUCAGGUGUCAAGAGAUAAUUUAGAAUUUUAGGCAAUAAAUUGGAAUUAUUUAUUAUUUUUGUCAAAUGCACUGAGGUAGAGUGAAAAGCUUGUCAUACACCCAUUCAUACACAUCAGUUUUUUUACACAGUGCAUUGAAAUGACGCUUAAUCUGGUGCUUUAUAAAUUUGUCUCAAAACGUCAUGUGACUAGUAAAUUGUUUCACUUCACUUUUGUGGUGAGCUGAGUAGCUAUACAAUUGAAGCUUCUCAUAGCAAACCUUUUUGGUCCUGUGGACCUCGUACAUUAAUUAAAGACUUGGAUCUCAGGAGUUUUUGCUUUAGAUUUCUAGGAAGUCCACUGUAGUUGUGCAAGGCUAAAUUUAUUUUUACUCAAGUAUGGAGUUAAACUAUUUUUGUCAAUCUUUUUGCAACUGCCGUCUGCAGACGUGUACAACAAAUUUUUAAUGUAUAUACACAUCUUAAAGAUGCUCUAGAAGGUAAUUAUGCUGAGUAUUUGAUGUUUGUUCUUGAAUAUUCUUGAAAGUGUUCCCCAUGGGGAGAGAAAGGGUGUUUGUAAUAAUACUCUUCUCUAAUUAUUUGUUACAUCUAUCUUCCUGUUCCCCUACCUUGCUCCAUAGCAUCCUGUGCCAAGAUAAAUUAUGGGGAAUAAUGAGGUUAAGCAUAAUUCUGGUUGCUCCAGUUUCUUCCCACAGUCCAAAGACUUCUGAUUACUAGGUUAAUUGAUCACUGUAAAUUAUCCUGUGAUUAGAUGAGGGUUAAAUAUGAGGGUUCUGGGCAUUGCAGCUCGCUGGGCUGGAAGGACCUGUUCUACACUGUACCUCUACAUAAGUAAUUGUUUCUCAAAAAGGGAUGUAUUGAAAAUAUAAUUGUUUCUCAAAGGGGUUAUUUGUAAAACAUUUUGAUAUCACUUUGAUUAAAUAAUUUACAUUUAUGUAACGUCUUUGAAGGUUGAAUUUUUUUGUCUGUUUAAACUAUAUUCUU
Messenger RNA from Mobula hypostoma (lesser devil ray), 3105 nucleotides. RefSeq names its product diphthamide biosynthesis 7 (gene dph7). Lineage: Eukaryota; Metazoa; Chordata; Chondrichthyes; Myliobatiformes; Myliobatidae. The record is from RefSeq and is a predicted model, not a curated record. Gene Ontology annotation, cellular component: cytoplasm. The transcript has 10 exons. Gene Ontology annotation, biological process: protein histidyl modification to diphthamide. Gene Ontology annotation, molecular function: protein binding; diphthine methylesterase activity. The coding region runs from base 234 to 1631 and encodes 465 amino acids.